GUAUUUUUCCUCUCUUUCUCGACAGUCUUUCUCUCAAGUCAAAGACACAUCAUUAUCAUAUUUUUUCCCUUUGUUCCAUACGAGUCACGAAACCAGAUUCCCACGAGCAUUCCUCUCUUCUCUCUCCUCUCUCUCUCUCUCUCUACAUAGCUAGAGCUCAGUUAACUCAUCAGAUUCAAAUGCCGUCUGAGACAAAGCGGCCGGCAAGAUCGACGGCGUCCGGAGGAUCUCGGCGAGACUCCAGCCCGGACUCUUUGAACUUCACACCGGAAUCAAAUCUCAGCCUCUUUUCCUCCGCCUCCGUCAGCGUCGAUCGCUGCUCUUUAACCUCCGACGCUCACGACCGCGACUCUCUCGUCUCCGCUCCCUCCCUGGAGCGAGAUCAACGGGUAGAUCCAGACAAGCGUGGAACAGGGUGUAAGAAGAACAGUCGCAACUCUAGAAAAUCAAUUAAAGUUAAAGCUUGGAAACAAGAGUGUGUGGUGAACAAAGAAGAUGAAAUCCAGAACCUUGAUUCAGCAAGAAGCUCUUUCUCUGUAGCUCUUAGAGAAUGCCAGGAAAGAAAAUCAAGAUCUGAGGCUGUGGCGAAAAUGCUAGACAACCAAAGAACUACUACUUCACUGGAUCUCAGUAAGAAAACUUCGGUUUCGACUAAUAAAUCAAGCGUGUUUCCUAGUCCCGGAACUCCCACUUACACUAUGCAAAAGGGUUGGAGCUCAGAGCGCGUGGCCUUAGGGAGAAGUCCACCAAACGCUGCGUUUUUACCUUUGUACAGUGGUAGAACAGUUCCUUCCAAGUGGGAAGAUGCUGAGAGAUGGAUACUUAGUCCUCUCGCUAGAGAAGAAGCUGCACGCACUUCGUUUACAGCGUCACGGCGCCCUAAAUCAAAGAGCGGUCCAUUAGGGCCUCCAGGACUUGCGUAUUACUCCUUGUAUUCUCCUGCUGUACCUAUGGUUCACGGUGGGAACAGAGGCUGUUUAACAUCAGCCUCUCCGUUUUCAGCUCGUGUGUUGCCGCAAAACGGCUCUACAGCAUUUCCUCAAAAAACCGAGCAUUGUAUGGCUAGGUCUGUUAGCAUCCAUGGCUGCUCUCAAACUCUUGCGCCACAAGAUGACAUACAUGAAAGUAUUAAGGAUGCGGCUGGUGAUGCUCGAGCUGUCUCAAGAAGGGAUAUGGCGACACAGAUGAGUCCAGAGGGAAGCAUCCGUUUAUCUCCUGAGAGAGAGUGUUCGUUAUCAUCCUCCUCUCCGACAGCAAGAUCAAUUGUGAAACUACUGAAUGCUCGUGUCAACAGAGCAGAAGCCAAGGAUUUACAGGUUGAUGAGAAGGUGACUGUAACUCGGUGGUCAAAGAGGCAUAGAAGUUUGCACCAUGGAGAUAGCUCAAACAUGCGAGACCACUUGCAUGGACAAGACAGGGAUCCUCAAGGCUUGACAUGGGUAAAGAACGAGGAAGCCAGAAUCAUAUCUUGGCAAAAUUUGCAGAAAGCUAAGGCGGAGGCAGAAAUAAGAAAGCUUGAGGUGAAGUUGGAAAAGAAAAGAUCAUCGUCCAUGGCGAGAAUAAUGAGAAAAGUGAAGUCAGCAGAAAAGAAAGCAGAGGAGAUGAGGAGGUCAGUGUUAGACAAUCAAGCACCAAGCGCAUCACGUGGCAAGGCUUUAUCUUUCAGAAGAAGUGGGAAGACGAAGAUUUCUUCCCUUAGUGGUUGUUUCACCUGCCAUGCUUUUUAGUAUGACGGUAAAACGACUCAUGCGUACGUACGUAACAUAUGGUUUUUGUAUUCUUGCUUGUAAUACUUUGAUCGUUGUAGGUGCUGGUGAUUUUGAUGCAUAUGUAGUUAAAGUUGAGGAAGUCUGAGGGAUGAGUCUACCCCUUUCCAUCUUUGUGACUCUUUGGUUGUUAGAGGUGAACUGAUCCCUUGAAAAAAAAAACAAAUCCAGUAUGCAUCUUCGUUUGUUCAUGUUAAUGUUGUAAUAUUUUGACAAAGCAAUGGUGACAUGGUUUGGAACAAGAGCAUAAAAACAUACUCUGUUUUCUGA
This is a messenger RNA of Brassica napus (rape), 2036 nucleotides long. RefSeq lists its product as uncharacterized. NCBI's taxonomy places the organism in Eukaryota, Viridiplantae, Streptophyta, Magnoliopsida, Brassicales, Brassicaceae. Bases 180 to 1727 code for a protein of 515 amino acids. The transcript has 7 exons. The record is from RefSeq and is a predicted model, not a curated record.